AUACAAACACAAUAUUUUCAGCGAGUAAUCAGGGAGUCAUACAACAUUACUAUCUAAAGUAACUACAAAUCGCAUACACUGAGCAAACGCCAGGAAAAUGAUUUACUUACAGUUCUGCUGUUUCUGUGUUGAUCUACGCAUUGGAAGUAUAAUAAUAGGGGUUCUGGACUUUAUUCUCGAUAUCAUAGCUACCAUUUUCAUAGCUAUUUUCGGAGAGUCUGGUAUACCCGACUUAUGCCAUAAGCUCUUCCUUGUGUUUAUGAUUAUACACAUGAUCAGCAUCAUAUUUUUAAUAAUAGGCGCCAUAAAGCUAAGACCCAAAUACAUGCUGUGCUAUGUACUGGUCAGCCUAAUCAAACUUCCACUCAUGAUCAUACUGCUGAUAGCUGAUAUAAUACUAAGGAUAUGGUAUCCAGUUCUCUUAUUUUAUAUCAUUAUGUUCGUUGUCGGAUUAUAUUUCUGGCUUGUCGUAUAUUCGUUUUAUGCCGCAGUCGGAGGUCAAAUAUUUAUGUGAAGCCUACACUCAGAUUUAUUAAAUUCAAUGUAUCUAGUUUUUCAUCAACAUCUCGAAUAUGUAACUAUAUUAAUGUAAAUUUAUUGAAUUUAUGGCAAUACAAAAUUUUGUUGUAAGAUUC
Messenger RNA from Scaptodrosophila lebanonensis, 635 nucleotides. RefSeq lists its product as uncharacterized. Lineage: Eukaryota; Metazoa; Arthropoda; Insecta; Diptera; Drosophilidae. The record is from RefSeq and is a predicted model, not a curated record. Bases 98 to 514 code for a protein of 138 amino acids. The transcript has 5 exons.